AUGACAUCAGAUCAUUCAGCAAGUCUCCAUGAAAAAGCUUUAGCGGCACUGGCCAGAUUGAGGAGUGGAGACCCGCCUCGAAACCCAUCCAAACGCACACCUGACCGUUCUUCUACGAGCAACACAGCCGAUCGCCUCGAGAAAGCUUUAAAGGAGGCUGGUUUCCAAUCUUGGGGCUUUCCUAUCUAUCGAUGCACAUACCAAAGUGAUUUUGACUGGGCAGAGUUCCUUCGUCGCUACCAGUGGCAUGUCGCCGACUCUCUUAAGCACGUGAACGGUCUUGACCUCCUUGAGAGUUUUAAGAUGACCGUUUUUGAGAAUCAAGCACUAUUCGAAGGUGUAGGUGUAAGCACAGGCUCAACUACGAUCCGGGAACAUUUCCAGCAAUGGGCAACAAUUGCUAUUCAGGAAGAGCAGGGCGUUUCGCCUGAUAUGCUUGUUUUCGCCAACGUUGAAGCGGCGCGCUAUAGGUUCUGUCUCUUUGUUAACGAAGAGUCAUUACAAAGUGUUCUCCAAGCACCUCUUGAGGACUGCUUCAAUAAAAAUGCUUUCGUUAAUAUGCUCAAUGGGUGGUGGAAAGCAGAGUCACUUGACGACCACGAUCCCGAAGAUUUAGAAGACGAUGAGUUGGAGGCUAUACGUCUGGAGCUCAAUAGUUACAAUCCUAUCGAAGGAUAUACUGUGAAGGACGUUGGGUGGAUGAAAGUUGCUCUCUGUGGCGCCGGGCUGGAGGGAUUUUCUAAGAUGGGCGAGCAUGGUGAAUGGGAUAGAUAUUACGAGCGUCCUUCUGAAAUUUGUCACUACUUGUAG
This is a messenger RNA of Penicillium samsonianum, 810 nucleotides long. RefSeq lists its product as uncharacterized. The transcript has a single exon. The record is from RefSeq and is a predicted model, not a curated record. Lineage: Eukaryota; Fungi; Ascomycota; Eurotiomycetes; Eurotiales; Aspergillaceae. The coding region runs from base 1 to 810 and encodes 269 amino acids.